This is a messenger RNA of Perca fluviatilis (European perch), 5301 nucleotides long. Its product is annotated as NACHT, LRR and PYD domains-containing protein 3-like. Gene Ontology annotation, molecular function: protein binding. The transcript has 10 exons. Bases 1193 to 4393 code for a protein of 1066 amino acids. Lineage: Eukaryota; Metazoa; Chordata; Actinopteri; Perciformes; Percidae. The record is from RefSeq and is a predicted model, not a curated record.
UUGUCAUCGGUUUAAUGUAGCCUAUAUUUUUUAUUUUUAUUUAAGCAGCUGCAGGGAUAAUUUUGUAUGGCAAGUUAAUCUCUGAUUCAACGUGAACAGAAGGUGGCGCUAAUUUGCAUACUACACUGAUUCCUUACCGCUCUUUGGAAAAACACAGACGAAGAAAAGUUUGAACAACGCAGCAAGGCGGGAUGCAACAGACUGUAGGCUUGUUGUAAGUUUUGAAUGUUAACAUUCAUUCACUUUUAGUUUAUACAUGUUUUUAUGUGUUUGUCUCAGAGAGAGUAGACCUUCUCCAAGCCCCCGCCCUUCACUGGCUUAUCACGGGAGUCUUGUUGGGAUUGGCAACUUGUCAGAUAUAGGUUAGCUGCUAUAGAGCUAGCCACUUAGCGCGACCACUAACGCUACACACUCCAGCCAUAGACAGUAUAGACUCCAGCAGCACAACUAGCGACCUACCACUCCCAGACUCACUGAAGAAUUGUACAACGGAUGAACGAGUCAACUGCCCGUUCCCGCCCACUUGUGUUGCGUCGGUUUUAAAACAAAUGACCCUGCUGGAGGCAAGCUGCUUUUUAUGACAAAGAUGAAUAAAGUAAAAACCCUUAACAGUAAAGCUUUGGUUUGUAGAAAUGGCAUUAUUGUUGAUUAACAAUGCAGUAAGGUUCAAGUGUGGCUGCUUUUCUUUACAGUAAUGUUAAUUUUGUUUAAUGGCUUUAGUAACUUGACACUUUGGGGCUCAAAUGAAAAGAUCAUUAACAGGGAACAUUUAUAAAUGGAAGUAUUUAUGAUUUGACACUCUUUGAAUGCUUUUAAUUGUUCAGUUUCAUAUCAGUUUAUGCCUUUGCAUCUUGCUGUUCCAGUUUCAAGAAGUUAAGGAAGAUAACUGGAAAUGUGAUAACGAUACCAGAUGAUGGAGACCAUAUUUCCCCUACGCCGACAGACCAUAGUGAUGUCCUGCCCACCAGUGAACGACAUCAUGGACCUCUGGCCUGCUCUCAAAAUAGAGUCUGAGUUGUAUGCAGAGUUCCAGCGGAUUACAAAUCAGAACCUGCCCAACACGUGCUAUGCUGAGCUUGACCACCAUCUUCCUCUAAUGAUGACCUUAUUCAGACAGAAGGCACCAAUAACUGGGAAGACAGCAGAUGCUCUGGCUGAAAUUUAAAAAAUCCACGAUGAACAGGAACCAAAAAUGGCAACGCCUAAAGAAGUCGUCUUAAGAACUUUACAAGACUUGGGAGCUGAGGAUUUUGAAACAUUCCACUGGUACCUACAGCUGAAUGGCGGCCUUGAAGAUUUCCCAGCAAUCCCAAAGAGCAAACUGGAGAAUGUAAACAGGGUGAAGACAGUGGACCUGAUGUUCUCAACCCACAGUGUGAACACCAUUAAUGUGACCAGAAUAGUUUUAGUGAAGAUGAAUCAGAAUGAGUUAGGGAAGAAUUUAUCAAAUUUAUCAAACACCAUCUCAGAACCUACAAAUAUUCUUGCUUCAUGCCAGCAAAAAGUCAAAUCCAACUCACAAAAGAAGUUCCAGUGUGUGUUUGAGGGGAUUGCUAAAGCUGGAAACCCAUCCCUUCUGAAUCAGAUGUUCACAGAGAUCUACAUCACAGACGGUGGGGCUAAAGAGGUCAAUGAUGAACAUGAGGUCAGACAGAUUGAAACAGCAUCCUGGAGACCAGACAGACCAGAAACAACAAUCAGAUAUGAAGACAUCUUUAAAACUCCACCUGGAAGAGAUGAACCGAUCAGAACAGUGAUGACUAAGGGAGUCGCUGGCAUCGGGAAAACAGUCUUAACACAGAAGUUCACUCUGGACUGGGCUGAAGACAAAGCCAACCAGGACAUCCAGUUCACAUUUACAUUCGCUUUCAGAGAGCUGAAUGUGCUGAAAGAGAAAAAGUACAGCUUGGUGGAACUUGUUCAUUACUUCUUCAGUGAAACCAAAGAAGCAGGAAUCUACAGCUUUGAAGAGUUCCCGGUUGUGUUCAUCUUUGACGGUCUGGAUGAGUGUCGACUUCCUCUGGACUUCCUCAACACUAAAAUCCUGACUGAUGUUACAGAGUCCACCUCAGUGGGUGUGCUGUUGACAAACCUCAUCAGGGGGAAACUGCUUCCCUCUGCUCGCCUCUGGAUAACCACACGACCUGCAGCAGCCAAUCAGAUUCCUCCUGAGUGUGUUGACAUGGUGACAGAGGUCAGAGGGUUCACUGACCCUCAGAAGGAGGAGUACUUCAGGAAGAGAUUCAGAGAUGAGGAGCAGGCCAACAGAAUCAUCUCCCACAUCAAGACAUCACAAAGCCUCCACAUCAUGUGCCACCUCCCAAUCUUCUGCUGGAUCACUGCUACAGUUCUGGAGGACAUGUUGAAGAGCAGAGAGGGAGGAGAGCUGCCCAAGACCCUGACUGAGAUGUACAUCCACUUCCUGGUGGUUCAGUCCAAACGGAAGAAUGUCAAGUAUGAUGGAAAAUUUGAGACUGAUCCACACUGGAGUGAAGAGAACAGGAAGAUAAUCGAGUCCCUGGGAAAACUGGCCUUUGAGCAGCUUCAGAAAGGCAACCUUAUCUUCUAUGAAUCAGACCUGACAGAGUGUGGCAUCAACAUCACAGCAGCCUCAGUGUACUCAGGAGUGUUCACGCAGAUCUUUAAAGAGGAGAGAGGACUGUACCAGGACAAGGUGUUCUGCUUCGUCCAUCUGAGUGUUCAGGAGUUUCUGGCUGCUGUUCAUGUCCACCUGACAUUCACCAACUCUGGAGUCAACCUGCUAUUGGAGAAUUGGAAAACAACCUGGUUGUCUAAAGUCUUCAGAGACAAAUCGGAACAAACAACAUCAGCACAGUUCUACCAAAGUGCUGUGGACAAGGCCUUACAGAGUCCAAAUGGACACCUGGACUUGUUCCUCCGCCUUCUCCUGGGUCUUUCACUGGAGACCAAUCAGACUCUCCUACGAGGUCUGCUGACACAGACAGGAAGUACGUUUGAGGCAAACAAGAAAACAGUUGAGCACAUAAAGAAGAAGAUUAAUCAGAAUCUGUCUGCAGAGAGAAGCAUCAAUCUGUUCCACUGUCUGAAUGAACUGAAUGAUCAUUCUCUAGUGGAGGAGAUCCAACAGUCCCUGACAUCAGGAAGUCUCUCCACAGGUAAACUGUCUCCUGCUCAGUGGUCAGCUCUGGUCUUCAUCAUACUGUCUUCAGAGAAAGAUCUGGACAUGUUUGACCUGAAGAAAUAUUGUGCUUCAGAGAAGGCUCUUCUGAUACUGCUGCCAGUGGUCAAAGCCUCCAACAAAGCUCUGUUAAGUGGCUGUGAACUCUCUGAGACAAGUUGUGAAGCCCUGUCGUCAGUUCUCAGCUCCCAGUCCUCCAGUCUGAGAGAGCUGGACCUGAGUAACAACGGCCUGAAGGAUUCAGGAGCGAAGCUGGUGUCUCCUGGACUGAAGAGUCUAAACUGCAGACUGGAAACUCUCAGACUGAGUGGCUGCAACCUGUCAGAGAGAAGCUGUGAAGAUCUAUCCUCAGUUCUCAGCUCCAGGUCCUCCAGUCUGAGAGAGAUGGACCUGAGUAACAACGACCUGAAGGAUUCAGGAGUGGAGCUGGUGUCUGCUGGACUGAGCAGUUCACACUGCAGACUGGAAACUCUCAGUCUGUCAGGCUGUAUGAUCUCAGAGAAAGGCUGGAUUACUCUGGCCUCAGCUUUGAGCUCCAACCCCUCCCAUCUGAAGGAGCUGGACCUGAGCUAUAAUCACCCAGGAGACUCAGGAGUGAAGCUGCUGUCAGCAGGACUUAAGGACCCUAACUGGAGACUGGAAACUCUCAGGAUGGACCAUGGUGGACCGCAGAGGUUGAAACCUGGUCUGAGGAAGUAUGGCUGUCAACUGGAACUGGACACAAACACAGUGAGCAGAAAACUCAAACUGUCUGACAACAACAGGAAGGUGAAAUAUGUGGAGGAGGAUCAGCCAUAUCCUGAUCAUCCAGAGAGGUUUGACUCCUGGCCUCAGCUGCUGUGUAGAGAUGGUCUGACUGGUCGCUGUUACUGGGAGGUUGAGAGGAGAGGAGAUGUUUAUAUAUCAGUGAGUUACAGAGGAAUCAGGAGGAGAGGAGACAGAGAUGACUGUUUGUUUGGAUAUAAUGAUCAGUCAUGGAGUCUGAACAGCUCUGAUGAUGGUUACUAUGUCUGUCACAAUAACAGAGUAACAUCCACCUCCUCCUCCUCUGUCUCUAACAGAGUAGCAGUGUAUGUGGACUGUCCUGCUGGCUAUCUGUCCUUCUACACAGUCUCCUCUGACUCACUGAUCCACCUCCACACCUUCAACACCACAUUCAAUCAGCCUCUCUAUCCUGGAUUCAGGUUCUGGUCUCCUGGUUCCUCAGUGUCUCUGAGUCCUCUGCAGGACUAAGAGUGUCUCCUGUGGACAGAAACACAGACUGAACAUCAGCUGCUGAAAUCAGAGUUCAGUCUGUUCACCAUCACACACACUCUGCACUGAGAAGCACAUCUCAGACUCAAACACAAAAACAUUAAUUUCUCUGACUAUUUCUUUGCCGUUUAAAUGUUCAUUUAUACUUCUGUGUAAACUCCUGUGUAUUUAUACUUCUUCAGGGAUGAGACAGUGAGAAACAACAUUAUGAGUUAUGGUUUUAUGUUUUGUUAUAGUGAAUAUAAGACAGUUACUGUGGGGAAUCUGAUUAAUCAACUUCUAAACUGAAAGGUUUCUACAUACUGUAAAUGAAUCACAAACUGGUCAUGUUAUUCAUAACAUAAGACUAAAUAAGAGUUUACUGAACUUAAUGAGCAAAUCAUGGUUUUUCUUGAUAACACUGUUUUUGUGAUCGUAUAAAUAAUUAAACAUACUUAAGGUAGGGUGACCGAUGGUUUCGGUGACCUGUCCCCGGGUGGAGCUGUCCCUGGAGCUGUCCCAGGUUUUCACUGUGACUGACAGACCCCAAAUUGUAAUGACAGAAAGAAAACAUUGACCAGACGUAUAGACACACACCCUACACACGCACGCUCCAGACAGCCAGAGCAAGCGCUGCUCAGAGCUCAACUUCAGUAAAGUUAGAAAGAUAUUCACAGAUUCUAACUUCUGGGAUCAAUAACUCUACAGCGAAAUGUUAUUAAAUCACAAACAACGCAUCUUUCCUACCUAAGUAAGGUAAACAACGAGCUACAAACUCAUUUUCAUCAAAAUGAGCCGUCCUCCAACCUGGAGAAAUAACACCGGCGGUGAGAGGGCGGUAGGACGAGUGCUUAGGGACCAUUGUCCAUCCAUCUUCGUCCGCUUAUCCGGUGUCGGGUCGCGGGGGG